AGCAAUGUUUACUGGAGGCAUGAGGGAGUCAAACCAGGAUAUCAUUGAGUUGAAGGGCUUAUCAGCCCGAGGGCUGAAACACAUCAUUGACUUUGCUUACAGCGCAGAAGUCACUUUAGACCUGGACUGCAUUCAGGAUGUCCUUGGGGCAGCGGUCUUUCUGCAGAUGGUCCCUGUUGUAGAGCUCUGUGAGGAGUUCCUCAAGUCAGCAAUGAGUGUGGAGACCUGCCUGAACAUUGGUCAGAUGGCCACCACUUUUAACCUUUCUUCCCUCAAGAAGUCAGUGGAUGCCUUUACCUUCCGUCACUUUCUCCAAAUCGCUGAUGAGGAAGACUUUUUGCACAUCUCCAUGGAGCGUCUGGUCUUCUUUCUGCAGAGCAACAAACUCAGAAACUGCAGUGAGAUCGAUCUCUUUCACGCCACAAUCAAGUGGCUACAGCAUGAUGAGUCCCGCCGGGCUGAAGCCAACAGAGUGCUGUGCUAUGUGCGAUUUCCACUCAUGCGCUCAUCAGAACUGGUGGACAGUGUUCAGGUAGUUGACAUCAUGGUGGAAGAUGUUCUGUGUCGGCAGUAUCUCCUGGAAGCCUUUAAUUACCAGAUCCUCCCAUUCCGACAGCAUGAGAUGCAAUCCUCUCGGACGGUCAUCCGCUCAGAUGUCACGUCGCUCAUCACCUUUGGCGGGACGCCCUACACUGACAACGACCGCACAGUGAGCACUAAAGUAUACUAUCUCCCUGACAUUGCCUCUCGCCAGUUCAAGGAGCUGACUGAGAUGGAGAUGGGUUGCAGCCAUGCUUGUGUCGCUGUGCUUGAUAACUUUGUCUAUGUUGUUGGCGGACAGCACUUACAGUACCGAAGUGGUGAGGGUGCAGUGGACAGCUGUUUUCGCUAUGACCCGCACCUGAGCCAGUGGCUUCGCAUCCAACCCAUGCAGGAGGGCCGUAUCCAGUUUCAGCUCAAUGUUAUCAAUGGACAGCUGUAUGCCACCGGAGGGCGCAACCGAUCAGGCAGCCUAUCAUCUGUGGAGUGCUACUGCCCAAAGAAGAACGAGUGGACUUAUGUGGAAUCAUUGAAACGUAGAAUCUGGGGUCAUGCUGGGACUCCCUGUGGAGGCAAACUUUACAUCUCAGGGGGUUAUGGUGUCUCACUGGAUGACAAGAAAACUCUUCACUGCUAUGACCCUGUGUCAGACCAGUGGGACUUCAGAGCUCCCAUGAAUGAACCCAGAGUGCUCCAUGCCAUGAUCACUACCAACAAACGGAUUUAUGCACUAGGCGGUCGCAUGGACCAUGUUGACCGCUGCUUUGACAUGUUGGCAGCGGAGUAUUAUGUUCCCGAGAAUGAUCAGUGGACCAGUGUUAGUCCUAUGAGAGCAGGGCAGUCUGAGGCUGGUUGCUGCUUAUUGGACAAAAAGAUCUACAUUGUUGGGGGCUACAACUGGCGCCUGAACAAUGUUACAAGCAUUGUGCAGGUGUACAACACUGAGACAGAUGAGUGGGAGAGGGAUUUGCACUUCCCUGAGUCCUUUGCUGGUAUUGCAUGUACACCAAUUAUACUUCCACAAGCUACUACACAGCGCUAACAUUUGACUCGGCGACUGUGAUGAUUAGGUUCUGUGUGUUCUUGUGGCUAACUACUGAGCGACUACAAGUGGUGAACAUUACAUAAGCUACUGUAGUCUUGGUUUUUAUGUACCUACAAGCAAGAGAUCAAGGUUACUUUACGUAAGAUUAUUUCCCUGUCCUUCCUAUGGUUGAGGUAUAUAUUAUGAGUGCUAUAGCAGCAUAAUGUUUGAGCCAUUUUCAAAAUUUGUUGAAAACCUGUGCUACUUUGAGUUUGAAAGUGAUGAUUAAUGUGAAUUAAUUUUAAUCUGAAGACAAAUUUAUGGUUUGGACAAAUUGCCAAUAUUUUACCAGUUUCUUGACAAAAGAUGGUGGUUUCCAUUUGGAUGAGUACUACGAAUGACAGAGUAUGGUCUUCAUGGUGAAACAUAAUCUGAACAUUUCUACCAUGUGCAAGUAAAGUGAAAAGUUGUUCCAAAUCACUGUAUCCAUUUAGGGAGAAACAUUACAAAAACAUUACAUUGAGUUUACCAUUUGAUUUCUCUAAAUUACUUGAUUAUCCAGUGCCAUAAAUAUUUAGAUGUUUCAACCAGAGACUUCAACUACGUAAUGUUCAAAAAGUACUCUUGUUUAAUUUUGACACUAUUACUUUGAAUGGAGCUAUUUCAAGUGAUGGAAUUAUUUAACAUUGUAAU
Molecule: messenger RNA, 2257 nt
Organism: Lampris incognitus (smalleye Pacific opah)
Lineage: Eukaryota; Metazoa; Chordata; Actinopteri; Lampriformes; Lampridae
Gene: klhl26
Product: kelch-like family member 26
Exons: 1
Coding region: 5-1582 (525 amino acids)
Molecular function (GO): protein binding
Source: RefSeq, a predicted model, not a curated record